AUGAUUGAUUGGUUAACUAUUGUAGUUGCUUUGGUAAUUAUCAUCACAUUAACUGUUAUAUUUGGAUUUGUUGCAUGGAAAAUUAACAUGCCCGAUCCAUUAAUGUCAACAAGUUCAACAGGAAAAAAAGAUGAUACAAAUCAACUUUUUGAUUCAACAAAUGAGAAGAAAAAAAAAGAUAAAUCUAAUAAUGAAUCAACAAAAAAGAAGCGUAAAGAACAAAAAAAAUUAAAACGUGAGAAUAAAGAAGAAGAUCAUCAACGACAUAAAGUUAAAUUUCAAGAACCAUUCGUACAAACAAGUGAAGAUAGUGAUAAUGAAAGAGAAGAAAGUGAACAAGAAUCACCAACACCAACACCACCAACUAUUACAAUAUCAUCAAAAGCUCGUAAACGUAAUAAAAACAAGACAUCAACUCAUGUUGAAGGUAUUCUUGUUAAUAAAGAUGAAAAAAGUCCAGUUACAAAUCAAGCUGCAACAAUUCUUCAUCCAUUAUUAGCAACUACAAUACCAAAAGAUGAAGUUGAAUUAGCUAAACAACAUACUAAAACUCAUACGAAAUCAUCAAAUAAACAAACGGUACCAUCUGCUUUUGUACCAGUUAAAAAACCAACACCACCAUCAACAAAUGUUAAUCAAGGAGUUCAAAAACAUCAACAGGAACAACCAUUUACUACUGUUGUUAAUAAUCGACAUAAAACUGUAACACCACCAUCACAACAACAACAACAGAAUAAACCAGCUAAUACAACAACAGCUGUAUCUGUCCCUUCAAUUCAACAAUCAGCACCGGUUCAAGUUCAACAUGAACAAUUAGCUCAACGUCAAUCAACACCAGUUCAAGUUCAACAUGAACAAAUAGUUCAACGUCAACCAGCACCAGCACCAGUUCAAGUACAACAUGAACAAUUAGUUCAACGUGAGCCAACUCGUCAACAACAGCAACAACAACCAGAAACACCAACUCAACUCAAUGGUGUAAAUAUAGCUGCAUCGUCUAUAAAGCAACCAAUUGCUGUUUCACCAAUGAAACUUGCUGAUCUUGUUAAAACACUUCCAACAACACAAACUGUUGUUACUGAACUUAUGUUAGCACUUGAUGCAGUUCCUUUAUCCACUGAUGAACUAGAUAUAAUUAUGCAUAAAAUUGCUAAUAAACAAUCUGUUAUCAAUAAAGAUUGGUCAAAAUUACAACAUGGUCAAAAAGUUGAUCCACAAGCACAUAUUGGUCAAGUUUUAGAUGAAUCAGCACGAGCAUUUGAAGAAGAUAUGAAACAUAAUGCUAUGAAACGUAUACAAGAAUUAACUGAUGAACGUAAUAAUGAUAAACGUCGAAUAAAUGAGUUAGUAAAAGAAAAAAGUGAUAAAGAUAUGGAUAUACAAGUACUUCAUGCACAAUUAAAUGCACUUCAACAACAUCCACAACAACAAAUUCAUACAUAUCAAGCUGAAUUUAAAAGACUUACUGAUGAAAAUGCACAAUUAAAACAACGAUUAAGUCAACAACAACAUUUUCAACAGCAACAACAAUUUUCACCAUUAAAUAUAAUGAAUACUAGUGGUGAUUCAGCAAAUGUUCAAUUGCGUGUAUUAACUGAACAAACAAAAAAAUUAUCAGUUGAUAAUGCUAAUUUAGAAAAACAACUUAAUGCUAAAGAAUUAUUAUUUCAAGAAACACAAAAAGAAAAAGAGGAAUUACUUCGUUCAAAUCAACAAUUAGCACAAAAAGCUUUAGAAACACAAAAACAAAUUCAGCAUAAUGAAGAAAAAUUACUUAAAGACUUAAAUGAAAAUCGUACAUUACAUAUGAAUCAAUUAAAUGAAUAUAAAUGCCGUAUUGAACAAUCAGAAAUCGAUAAUGAAAAAUUACGACACGAAAAAAUUCAACUUGAAUCAAUACAACCAUUAAAAUUAAAUAAUGAAGAACGUGAUCAAUUUCAACAAGAAAUAAAUAGAUUAAAACAACAAUUAACCGAAGAAAAUGAACAAUAUAAAAAGAAAAUCAAUGAAUUUCAAAAUCAAUCUCAAUCUCAUGAAAAUGAUUUACGACAAGAAAUCGAACAACUUAAAAAAAAUAUCGAACAAAUUCAACAUGACGAAACUCGAAAUAAUGAACUAGCAGCUAAAACUGCACAAAUUAAUCAAUUACAAGUAGAACUUGAAGAAGCCAAAGCUAAAACUGCUCAAAUGGAUCAAUUACGAGCAGAAAUUGAAGAGUCUAAAGCUAAAAAUUCACAAAUAGAUCAAUUACUAGCAGAACUUGAAGGAGCCAAAGCUAAAGCUGCUCAAAUGGAUCAAUUAAGAGCAGAAAUGGAAGAGUCUAAAGUUAAAAAUUCACAGACCGAUCAAUUACAAGCAGAACUUGAAGAAGCCAAAGCUAAAACUGCUCAAAUGGAUCAAUUACGAGCAGAACUUGAAGAAACCAAAGCUAAAACUGCUCAAAUGGAUCAAUUACAAGCAGAACUUGAAGAAGCCAAAGCUAAAACUGCUCAAAUGGAUCAAUUACGAGCAGAAGUUGAAGAGUCUAAAGCUAAAAUUUUACAAAUCGAUCAACUACGGGCAGAACUUGAAGAAGCUAAAACUAAAACUGCACAAAACGAUCAAUUACGAGCAGAACUUGAAGAAACCAAAGCUAAAACUGCUCAAAUUGAUCAAUUAAGAGCAGAACUUGAAGAAGCCAAAGCUAAAACUGCUCAAAUGGAUCAAUUAAUAGCAGAAAUUGAAGAAUCUAAAGCUAAAAAUUCACAAAUAGAUCAACUACGAGCAGAACUUGAAGAAUCCAAAGCUAAAACUGCUCAAAUAGAUCAAUUAAAAGUGGAACUCGAAGAAGCUAAAGCUAAAAAUACACAAGUCGAUAAAUUACGAGCAGAACUUGAAGAAGCUAAAGCUACAAAUGAUGCUAUAAAAUUACAAUCAAAUGAACAUUUUCAACAAGAACAAGAUAAACAAAAACAAAUUUUUAUUGAACUUCUUGAACAAGACAUCAGAAAUCAAUUACCAAAUGACAAUAAACGAGCUUUACAAGAUGAAUCUGCAGCACUUAAACGUGAAAAUGCUCAACUUUAUAUAAAUAUGCAUGAAGUUGAAAGUCAAUUAAAAGAAAUUGAACAAACAGUACAAACUAAAGAAGAAAGUUUACUUGCUGAUUUGAAAAGCAAAGAUGCAACAUUAGGAAGUAUUCUUGGUGAAAAUGAACAAUUAAACGGUGAAUUACAACGCUUACGUUCUGAAAUUAAUCGUUUACAAAUAGCUCAUGAUACAGCAGUUGAUGAAACACGUGCAUUAAAACUUCAACUUGAGGAACAACGUCUGAUUGCUAAUACUCCGUCUAUUGCUGACGAUGAAUCACUCGAAGUUUUAAAUCUACAAUCACCACUUGCACCUGAAACCGAUUCUCGUGUUGAUCAAUUGAAUGAAUUGAUUCGAUCAAGCAAAGAAGCUCUCGAGACUCAAGAUUCUUUUGUUCAACAACUUGAUAAACAUUUGAACGAAAUGCAUCGUAGUGGUACCGGAGAGGUAUCAACAUCAAAUGUCGAUCAAUCAACAGUAUCUUCUUCCGAUCAACCAAAGUCCGAAUUUUGA
Messenger RNA from Rotaria sp. Silwood2, 3582 nucleotides. The record is from the annotation of a GenBank genome assembly. Lineage: Eukaryota; Metazoa; Rotifera; Eurotatoria; Philodinida; Philodinidae.